GGAUAAUACCGCGGCCCUCCCGCUAGUGAGCAACGUGUUAUCCGCCUGAGAGUGCAAGCUUCGUGCACUGUUUACCUAAAUACCGAUGAUGGUGCGACGCAGCGGACGAUACACUGUUAACUGGCGAGGAUUUAAGGAUUUCGCCUUUGGAAAUAAGCCCCCCGACGAAGAAAAGGAGGAGCAGAAACCUGAAGAAGAUUUAGCUAAUCAUGAAGUCAUAUUUUUGAAAAGUAUAGUUGAGAGUCCAGAUUUUGCGAGGAAAUGUGAGUCUAUCGAUUCGGAGGAGGACUUGAUCGUAAAACCAGUCUCGCUGGGCAACGUAAACAUCAUACGAUCACUAAGCGAGUACCGUGGCAACAAUAUACGGACUAUUGAACAAGCCGAACUCGCUAUAAUUGUGUCCAGGGCACACUUUAAGGCUUUAAUAGAGGCUCAUGACCAAAUAGGUGCAAUUUGGCUAGACCGAGGUUCUGGUAUUGAUGAGAAGCCACCGCUGCCUGAGUUAGAAGGGGACAAAGACACGGCAGAAGGUGCUAACGGAGGUACUGAGGAAAACGGUGACAUGCCUGUUGAGACUGUGAAAGUUGUGGGGCUCAGGAAAGUUCCUGGGCAGCCUUUAGGAUUAACUGUAACUACCGAUGAGCAUGGCCAACUCAUAGUAGCUAGGAUAUUAGCGGGCAGUGCUGCCGCUAAACAAGCAUUAGUGUCCAUAGGAGAUGUAUUGUUAGAAGUAGAUGGUGUCCACAUAGACUCUGAAGAUCAGCUCAAGGAGGCUGUAGCUAAGCCCAAUGACAGGAUCACACUGAAAGUUGGGCCCAACCUCAAGGAGAAGACUGCUCAGUUAACUAAUAAGUUAAGUUGCUACAUGAGAGCCCUAUUUGAUUAUAACCCUAAGGAAGACACUUUACUGCCAUGCAAGGAAAUCGGACUGGAAUUCAAAAGAGGAGACAUUUUACAAGUAUCAGACCGCAAAGACCCUAACUGGUGGCAAGCGAGUCACGUGGAGAACCCUGACACAGUUGGACUGAUACCCUCACCUGAGCUGGAGGAGAGAAGGAAGGCAUACGUCGCUCCUGAAGCUGACUUCGUGCACAAAAUCAGCAUCUGCGGUGCGAGGAUAUCAAAGAAGAAAAAGAAGUUUGUAUACGAGUCACGAUCCAGUGUGCAGCUAGAAGGCGCUGAGUUAGCGUUGUACGAAGAAGUCGCAAGGACUCCGCCAUUCCUACGCCGUGUGCUCGCCUUGGUGGGGACCCGGGGUGUGGGCAGAAGGACUAUCAAGAACCGCAUGAUUCAGGAACAUCCAGACAGAUUUGGAGCUGUUGUGCCUCACACAUCUCGCCCUCCCCGGCCGAUGGAAGAGAACGGCCAGUCCUACUGGUUCGUGUCCCGCGAGGAGAUGGAACGCGACGCCCACGCCGGCCGGUUCCUGGAAUACGGCGAACAUAACGGACAUCUGUACGGGACCCAUCUUGAUUCUAUACGGGCUGUUAUGAAGGAUGGGAAAAUGUGCAUUUUGGACUGCGCGCCCCAAUCUCUAAAACUGCUGCACAACAGCGGUGAAUUUCUCCCAUUCGUGGUAAUGAUAGCGGCGCCUGGUAUCGAACAACUGAGGAAUCUCACUUACGCCUCCAAUCGUAACUUAACGUUCGACAGGCAGAGCUCCAUCCGCUACAGUUCCCGCCGCGCGCGCACACUUGAGUCUCUCGCGUCACUGUACGAGGAAGAAGACAUGAAACAAACGCUAGAAGACAGCGCCCGCAUUCAGAGGCAGCACGAAAAGUACAUAGAUCUUGUAAUCACAAACAACAAUACUGACACGACUUAUUCAAAAAUAAUGGACGCUUUGCACUCACUGUCCACCGACCACCAGUGGGUUCCAGUCAGUUGGAUUUACUAGCAUUACUAAAAUAUGUUUCAAAACGCGCAUUUUCUAUUGCGCUUGCGGCCUCGGCUACGCUAGCCUUGCCAUCGACAAAUAUUCGUCUUCCCGCACUGAAUUAAUUUAGCGUCAAAAUAUUUUUAACAUAUCUAAGCUUCGACGACGUAGUCAAAACCUUUAAAAGCGGUUUCAAACUAGCCGAUCAACUUUAAGAAAAACCGACGUUUUUGGCAUAAGGCGUUACGUUUAAAUACUAGAGUCUAUAAAGAACCGUAUUUGCAGACUUUCACAAUAUAAUCACAGUAACAUCACUUUCUUUAAAUAUGCAUUUAAUAUCGCCUACAAUGGUAAUGCUGCAAUUUUUAAAUAAAACCUUAAUUAUAAGAAUGAAAUAUACAUCACAAGGUUGUAAAAAUAUGACCUUAAAAUAUUAAUUAAAUGAAUUUAUCCUAAAUUAUGUGCGGAAGUAUUUCAGUGUGCCACUUAUGAACUUUCUUAAAGAAUCAAUAAAGCUAUUUAUUUAAACAAGGCAUUCCAAUUAAUUAAAUACGACAUUAUGUUACCAUUGGUAAUGUUAGAUAACAUCUAUACAUGUAACUGUAACAGUUAUUCUUUAAAAACGUUCAACUAUAGGGUAAUUAUUGUUACGAACGCUGCUCAUCAGUCAACGCCUCAAUGGACUGACGUAUGAAUAAAAAGUAAAGAAAAUUAAGUAGCGAACUUUAUGUAAUAACGAAAUAAUUCAAUUAUAUUCCCACCUGAGGUAUUGAGCAUCGCAUUAGUAUGUGUAAGUCUUAUUGUGCAGCUGUAUGGCCUAAAUGAUAAGUAUGGAGUAUAUUUUGUACGAAUUAAAAGAUGUUUGUAGUAUAAACUUCUUGCUUUUAGUUAAUGUAAGAUAGAUGCAUUUCUAUUAAGCUGUAUCACACUGCCGUUUAAAGGAAUUAUUGUUUUGAAAUACUUUAAAUCGGAAUAAUAACAUCACGCAAAAUCACAUCACAUUUUAAACAAAAGUAUUACAGCAAUUCUACAAUUAUUUUUCUCAUAUUUUUUUUAACCGAGAGAUUUAUUCACUAGGAAAAAUAUUAUUGUGUAGUAAUUUGUAACGAUAAGGAAACACGAAAAUAAUUCUAAUUGUAACAACUGAUAGGUAAUAAUAUUAGUUAGUAAGAAUAUUUUUUCAAUUAUAUUAAGUUAAUAUUUGUAUGUAUAUUUCUGUAAAGUAGGAAACAAGACAAGCUGAUUAGUUCAUACAGAAGUGUAUUGCAUUAUACCGAUGGUAUUAAGGUGCCGAAAUAUGGCAGCUUCAAUUUUUGCUUACUUUAUUGUAUCACUUAUUUAAGCGUUUAUUGUGAACCUAGCUUGUACUUCAUUAAGAAUCUCACAUUCCGUCCAUUUUCUUUUGUUAUUUAGCUAUAAAUUUUAUUGUGUCAAGAUUUAUUCAAUAUACAUUAUGUAACUACAUUGCUUCAUUUUAUUUCAAUGCUUUAUAUCAAUAAAAACUACGCAUUUACUCUUGAA
Molecule: messenger RNA, 3397 nt
Organism: Helicoverpa zea (corn earworm)
Lineage: Eukaryota; Metazoa; Arthropoda; Insecta; Lepidoptera; Noctuidae
Gene: vari
Product: protein PALS2
Exons: 12
Coding region: 86-1897 (603 amino acids)
Cellular component (GO): plasma membrane; cell-cell junction
Molecular function (GO): protein binding
Source: RefSeq, a predicted model, not a curated record